UUAAUUUUUAAAAAAGUUAGUUUAAAAUUUUUUGAAAGUUGUGCCGUUGGAGAAUAUUAAUUCUUGUUGUGUCUUGUUGUUUUAGUUUAGCUAUUAAUAUAUUAGUUACUUGUAAAAUUUAUUAUAUUUCAUGUAUCUAUUGUAUGUAAGUAAUUAUCAUGUCCGAUCGAUAUUCUGAGAUAAAUCAAUCUAAACGAGAUGUUCCAUCUUUUAUUGAACCUAGACCACCGCUUAUAUCAAAUCCGUUCAUGCGCCCCCGACCGCAGAAGGGAACAAAUCUAAUGGAUCUUUUCGAAGAGGAAUCCAUAGUAUGUGACGAGCCUGAAUUAGUGCAAGUGUAUUUGCGGCUGAAACCUUGCAUUGCGCCAAGUGAUCUAUACGAAGUACGUUCUGAUCGUUGCCUAAUAACAUCUCUCGAUACCGCGACAGCUGGCCAUGGCCGACGAACGCAGCAUAAUGUGUCGAAAAUGUACACUUUCUCGCACAUAUUCAGAUCAGACACUACACAAAAGGAAAUAUUUGACCAUGUCGUCAAGGAUAAUUUAAAAAAGUUGCCUGAAGGUCGCAGCUUUACGUUACUUACAUAUGGAGCGUCAGGUUCUGGUAAAACCUACACCCUCAUGGGGACAGUAGCGUCACCAGGCUUAGUCCCUCGAUCUUUAGAAUAUGUCUUCAAGCUUGUGGAUGUUGCUAAAGUGCCAGAUUUUAAGCCGUCCGAAGGUGGCGUUGAUAGACUUAAUUAUGCUGAGCAGGAAUAUGAGUUACAGUGGGUGAAAAGAUUAAGAAAAGUGUCCGCUCCAUUAAGAGACAAGUACAAAAGAAUGAGCGCCCAAUUAUCCUGUAAUCAGUCAGUCAGUCAACUAGAUCUAUCCGCUCAAACUAGACAUUACGUAUGGGUAUCAUUCAUAGAGAUAUACAAUGAAGGGAUAUAUGACUUACUUGCUGCCAGGGAAAGAGGGAAUGCCACAAAACUUGUUAUCCGUGAGGAUUCCGGUGGAAAUGUCUACGUAAAGGGAGCGACGCAAGCAUUCGUGCGAUCAGGUGAAGAAGCGUACGACAUCAUGGUGGCCGGUAAACAUCAGCUGCAAGUUGCCGCUACGGGUGUACACGCGCAGUCCUCGCGAUCACACUGCAUAUUCACUAUCACUAUGGUCACGGAGACAGAUGGCGCCUGCAGCACGUCGUGCGUGCGCCUGUGCGACCUGGCGGGCUGCGAGCGCGCCCGGCGCACGCGCAACACGGGCGCGCGCAUGCAGGAGUCGCGCGCCAUCAACUCGUCGCUGCACGUGCUCGAGCGCUGCCUGCACACGCUGCGGCGCCGGCACGCGGGCCCCGCGCUCGUGCCCUACCGAGAAUCAAAACUAACCCGCUUACUUGGCGCCGGUCUAUCCGGGGCACGUGGGGAGGCCGUCAGUAUGGUGGUGACGCUGAACCCGGCGCAGGAAGAUGCGCAUGAGACAAGACACGUGCUGCAACUAGCUGCCGUGGCGAAGGAUAUACAAAUUAACAAUACAAUAUCUGAAUACCCGAGCUCACUCGAGAGCAGUACACGAGACACGACGAUAAGCUUCAAUUCGGAAAUCAUGAAAUUGCGCUCCGAUAAUGAGCGGCUUCACUUCGAAUUGAUUCAAGCACAAUCGCAAUACAAAAAACUGAUGGGUGCGAUGGAAGAAAGACAAGCGGCAAGCGCUGACACAAUGCGAGAAUUGGUUGAGGAAGCUAAAGAAAUGACAAAACAGUAUUAUGAAGCACAAUUAUUGGCUUUAAGAGCUGAGAUCGAAGAGAUGGCAGAAGAAUAUGAAAAUAAACUGAAUGAAUUAAGCAAGCGGUCAGUGCACAGCACUCCUUCAAGAGAUAAAAAGAUCACACAACUGAUGACUGAAAAUGCUAUUUUAGAAGAAAAACUAACGGCUGAAAGAUUAGCUCGCGUUUGGGCAGAAGAAGAGGUGCAACAUUUACGCGCUUGUAUUGAAGAAAGAGAUGGAAAAGAAGAAGAGGAUUUGGCAAGUGGAGAUGUUAUGUCAGUCACUGAAACAGACAGCGAAUCUGAAGUAGACGAUCCCUGUAAUGAAAGCCUCGAACCGACUUUCAAAAAGGAGGACAUAGAAAGGUCCAGAAUAAGACAUAAUAUUAUAAGCGAUAAGCAAGAAAACAGCAUUUCAAGUGAAGCUAGUGUUCUAGAAAAAUCUGAUGAUACACUAAAAGACGAUAGUUAUAAUAGCAUUGAGCAUGCCUUUACAGAUAAUGUUCUAGUUACAUGUAAGAAAGCAAGUAUACGUAACACAAUUGAUAUAGUUAAAGAAACAAUAAAUUGCGAAUCGUCCCCAGACAUUACGAAGGAAAAAGAAAUUCAAUCUCCCGAAGCUUGUGCAAUUGAUCAUCUAAAUAAUGACACAACAAAUGACGUAAGCGAAGAAUUAACUCAACAAACACAUGAUCUUGUUCAAGUAAAAGUGAAUCAAAAAGAAAGUUACUUCUUUAAAAAAGAAGAUAAUGUUAGUAUUGAGAAGAAAGAUUUACGCGGGACCUAUUGUGUUUCCAAUACUGAUACGAGUGAUGAUUAUGAAGACGCUCAUGGCUCAGAUAAAAUAAAUAAUGAUACUGCCAAUAAGAGUAUAGACGAAAAAGAAGAUAUUGUUCCCGAGAUCAAAAUAGCUAAACAUACAGAUAUAAUGAAAACAGAAUCAAUUGUUAACAAGAUAAUACAAAGAAACUCGAACAAAAGCAAUAAUUCCUUGACUCAAUUUGAACAACUUGAACUAGCAACGAAAUCGUGUAAUGAAGGUAAUAAGAAGGAAUCUAAAGAAUUUGGCAACAUUAAUUUAUUGAAAGAGAAAAGAACAAAUUAUUUUGACAAUGACAACCAUUCGGAUUACAAGUGUUCCGCUAAAUUAGAAAGUAGAAAAGAUUAUUUUGCGGAAUCUUCAAAGGAUAAUAGAAAUUUAGAUGAAGUAAAACGGAACGAUGAUUAUAGAUCUCCAUCUAUAGUGAAAGAUGAAGUUACAGGCGAAUAUGAGCCUAGUAUGAUUAAAAAGUUAUUAGGCAAAAAUCUUAAUCAUAUAGAUGUGCCAUCAGCGAAUAAAAACACUCUGCGUAUUUCAACCGAUUCUGUUGACCUAUUCGAAUCCCCUCAUCCGACAACGAAGAACUUAGAAAGUGAGGAAUUAAUACGAAAAUCAAUAGAUAAUAUUGUUUUGACUGAUAAUUCUAAUACUGUUGAAAAAUCUGCCGAAGUUGUUAAUACAGCUACAAAAGUUAAUAAACAAUCACUUAAAGAAAUUAAACCACCCUUAAUGAGUUCAAAGGAACUGGAAGAAAUUAAUAAGAAAAUUGUUAAAGAUUAUGAAAGCCGCGCUCUUAAAAGUAAAAUAGCUAACACAAUUAUAAAACUCGAAAAAGCUUCACCAGAUAUUUUCAAACAACCUUUAACAUUACUAAAGCAAAAAGAACUUGAUGUUGUACAAUAUAAAAUCGAUAUUCAAAAGGGCAAAUACAAUACUGAUCAAGAAAAGAAACCAAAAUCAGAACCAGCUGAUUUAUCUCAAACUAUAGCAAAUACAACAGUAAAUAAUACACUAGAAGAUUUUGAAAAUAUCUACAAGGAGGGAACAGUACCGCGAGCGACUGAGUUCGAACUACUCGUCUCACAGACAAAUGAAAACGAAAAAGAAUCAACGGAAACGGAAUUAAAAUAUAACUUGCGUAAAAAAUCACAACGAACACGAAGAGAUUGUAAAGCGAACUCCAUUGAAGAGAAAGACGAUAUAAAAACUGAUAAAUGCAAAAACGAAGAUAUAUUGCUAGAUAGUAACGCAAAAUGUGAAAGUAGGAGACCAAAACGCAACUUAAGAUUGCGUAGAGUUAAGAAUUUCUAUCUAGAAGACACGGAAGAAGAUAGAGACGACAAAUUGAAGGAUAUAGUUAAUUUGCAAAGUGAAUUCUCCGAUGUGACAAUGAACGUGCCGGCUCCUGAUAAAGUGGUUAAUGAUAUUCCUUCGCCAGAAAAAGUGGAUGAAAAUGUACCGCCUCUGAUGGGUGUACAGAGCUGUCCUGCUAGAAGUAUCACUAGAAGUCGCAGGAAGUUGUUCACCCCAAGAGCGGAACCAUUAGAUGAAAGUCUAUCCCAAACAGGCGAUAGUAACGAGAGGAUACGCGUGCCGAGACCGUCCUACCAUAGACCUAGAGCAAGGAGAAAGCUGUAGAAAAAAUAAAUUGUCUAUGACAAAUUUUUCGAUUGAUAUUUUAAAAUGAAUAAUGGAUUUUGUUCAAAUUUUACUUAAUUUUUUUCUGUGACAUAUAACAAACAAUUACAAUUGGUUCUGGCAGCGCAAUAUUAUUUUGGAUUUAUUCAUAUAUAAUUUAAAAAUAUGUCUUAUAAAUAGACUGAUUGAUUAAAAAUUGUGUACAUAUAAUAUAAUUAAACUGACAUAUAAUUUUUAACGUUUAUAAAUAAAAUUACUGUAAA
Colias croceus (clouded yellow) is the source of this 4465-nucleotide messenger RNA. Its product is annotated as kinesin heavy chain-like. The coding region runs from base 159 to 4202 and encodes 1347 amino acids. Lineage: Eukaryota; Metazoa; Arthropoda; Insecta; Lepidoptera; Pieridae. Gene Ontology annotation, molecular function: ATP binding; microtubule binding; microtubule motor activity. Gene Ontology annotation, biological process: mitotic spindle organization; microtubule-based movement. The transcript is spliced from 14 exons. The record is from RefSeq and is a predicted model, not a curated record.